Carica papaya (papaya) is the source of this 645-nucleotide messenger RNA. RefSeq lists its product as uncharacterized. NCBI's taxonomy places the organism in Eukaryota, Viridiplantae, Streptophyta, Magnoliopsida, Brassicales, Caricaceae. The record is from RefSeq and is a predicted model, not a curated record.
AUGGAUAGGCUCGUAAUACUAGUUUCCAUGUUUGUUUUCUGCCUUUCCAUUUCCGCUUCGGUUCAAGCCGAUAAUGCUCCUAGUCCGUCGCCGAUACCCUCUAGAAAAAUAACUCCGGCGGCUUCUCCGACGACUCCUCCAACAACUUCUCAACCACCCACUUCCCAUUCUCCAGCAACAUCGCCGCCAUCUGCUUCGCCAACUAUUUCUCCAGCAACGCCGCCUCCUCCUGCAGCAACUCCAGCACCAACUCCUGCAAAAACUCCGUCUACCGCCCCGCUCCCAUCUCCAGAAACAACUCCGGCCGCCGCUCCCACACCUACUGUGACUUCCCCGUCUCCGUCCUCUUCCCCGACAUCCCCUCCAACGGCGGAAACUCCAGCAAUCACUCCGGUCGGGGCCCCACCAGCAACAGCAGAAGGUCCGGCUGUUGUGGCCACGCCUGAGAUGUCUCCAUCCGACGGCGUUCCACCGCCUAUUGUCUUCCCGUCGACUGGCACUCCUCCUAUGUCUCCUGCGGCAUCAAACUUGGCGCCCGAAACGGUUCAGGGUCCGGUUAGCGACGAGUCGGGUUCAAGGUCCGCAUACGAGGCCCGAACCGCUUUAUGCUGGUUAUUGGGCAUUGGAGCCGCUUUAGUUAUUUAG